Closterium sp. NIES-67 is the source of this 3568-nucleotide messenger RNA. NCBI's taxonomy places the organism in Eukaryota, Viridiplantae, Streptophyta, Zygnematophyceae, Desmidiales, Closteriaceae. The record is from the annotation of a GenBank genome assembly.
CGGCCGUUAUUUCCUCACUUGACUGGCCGUUGACCGCCAUCAGUACAUCAGUAAUUAGCCGGCCGAACGUAACCUUCAGGCAGUACGCCGUCUAUCGAGCCGGAAAGGCUGCAGUCCCGGUCUGACCAGACAGGCUGAGCACUCACACUACACGAGACAGUGCCUAGCGGUUCUGUGAUCGGCCUUGUUCCUGGCAGUGCUGCUGAACCUUGUCAUCAUACCACACCGGGGUGCCGUAGGUUGCGCAUGAUACGGUCUGUAAGCUGCAAAGUAUUGUAGCGAAUCAUCGGCUCGGUACAAGUGCACGAGCUGUACGGAAUGGCUGGCCGACACAUGUAUCGAGACAGGAUUCCGUUGGUAACUGACCUCAGGCUGAGCUGGUUCAGCCAUAAGUCGUGGCGCUGGCGCUGGCGCUGGCGCGACGCCUGGACGAAGCGAGAGGUGCCAACUAUCAGUGCUGCUGCUGCUGCUACUGCGAUAUGUGUAGUGCCAGGUAGUACGGACAAUCGGGACUGCUGGUUUUAAUCUUUGUGCCUGCGAGAAGUCGCACCACAUAUCGCUCAGAGCUCGUCCUUAUUCGCUCAGAGCUCGUCCUUAUUCGCGCAGAGCUCAUCCUUAUUCGCUCAGAGCUCGUCCCCCAGGUGACUUUUGAGUCGACUCAAAAGUCAGCACAGCUCUUCUAUUCAACACCCUUAGCUGAGUCCCCUGAGGACCCUAGGUUAAUUCCAGGCUGAUUUAAGUCUUAGACCGAGCCGGUUUUAUUGUCGAGCUGUCAGCCAUUCACUCGAAACUUUCGGUAACACCAGAUUCGCCUCGCCUAUAAAGCAUACCGUUGUACGCUGGAUAAGGGUCGGGCUUUAUAGCGAAACUCCAUGAGCACCCGCGAAUCACGCAGCGGCGCGCCCUGCGGGAUAGCGAAGGCUGCAGCGACGGAGUGCGGCUCGAGGGGAGCCAUUAACAAGAGUAGGAGCUUUCCGAAAAAGCGCGCGACUACAUGAAUAUUAUAACGGGUCUCGUCCACUGGGCUUCUGCCACGUGUCAUCAUCACAAAGGCUCCUCGUCGGGCUCAUCCUCCCAAUGGCGACCUUCCACGUGUCCAUGACUCUCUGUCUUGUCACCACCAGCACUACCAGCAUCACCAGCAGCAGCACCACCAGCAUCACCGGCAGCAGCAGGAGCAGCCCACCAGCAGCAUCCCAAGCAACAGCAGCAUCCCCUCCCCUGGAGUUCGCCUUUUGCGAACUAGCGCUCACCACGCGUGGCUUUGGCCCCGACGCCAUGCUCUCAAUGGACUGGGCGGGCGCCAUCUACCGCGGGUGCUGCCACGUGGGGAGGCAACCGGCCACCACCGGGCAUGCCGCCACGGCAACAGGGACUCCCACUGCCAAGCAGACCUCCGAAAUUUACGUCCUGUCGAAGGGGGAAUCGGGCACGCGGGAAUUGGGAAAGCAGGAGGAGGGGGGAGCGAGGGAGGAUUCAGCGGCGGCGUUGCGCUGCUGGCUGCAGCGCGUGUCGUGAGCUGACGUCAGCCGAGUGUGUGGCUCUCAGGGGCGGGUGCGUGAGGGUGAAGCGCUGGCGCUACCUGCCCCCCUCGACUCGCUCGUCUCGCUCGUCUCCCUCCUCGCCCUCUUCGCCCUCCUUGCCCCCGUCGCUCUCCUCUCCCUCGUCGCCAUCGUCGCCCGCUCUAACGUCCACGACAGCUGCUGACGUGGCAGGCACCAGGAGCGGAAGCAGAAGCGGCGGGCGAGUGGCAAGAGCGACGCAAGGCCGGAGGAAUGCCCCUGCCGUGCCCGCUGCCUCUGCAGCGGUACACCCAACUCUGCCCAUGCCGCACAGCAACAAGGCCCUGUGACUCAAGGGGGGGCUGUGACUCAAGGCGCUGUGACUCACAGGGGGGCUGUGACUCAAGGCGCUGUGCCCCAUGCGGGGGAGCGGGACCUGAUGGGCUCUCUGGCAGCGGCGGCAGCACACCCCAACCUGCUGCCAGUCCUUGGCUUCAGCUGCGUCGAGGAGCUCCUGCUCGUGUUCCGCGCCAAUCCCUCCGCGCACUCCCUGGAAUCGGCAGUGGCAAGAGACGCCAUGCUGAGUGGAGCGGGCUCUCCCUCCUCGCUCUCCUCCUGGUCCGCCCGUCUGGCUGUCACCCGUCAGAUCGCCUCCGGGCUCUCCCACCUGCACGCCCACGGCUUUCUGCACGGCAGCCUGCACCCCUCCAAUGUGCUCCUCAGUGCCUCCACGCACUUCCGAAACCCCCACCUGCCGGACCACCUUUCCGCGUACGAGCAGCGGUGGUGGCGCCACAUGCUUCGGCGGGAGGCUCGGGCCGAAGCUGCCGCCCAGAUCCGGGUGCAGCUGGCGGAUUACGGCCUGCCGUGGCAUGCUCGGGAUGGGCCAGGUUCGGCAGGGAAGAGGCUCGGAUGUAUCAUAUUUGGGAGUGCUAGGUAUGUGGAUCCUGCUUUUAUGGGGUCUGGUCGUUACAGCUCUGCUAGCGACGUCUACGCGCUCGGCGUUAUAAUGAAGGAGCUUAUAUGGAAAACAGGAGAGGCAGCAGGAGAAUCCAGCUGGCCAAUCAGAAGAAGCCUGGAUCGCCACAUGUCAGCACGAUCGGUCGUAAGGGCAGGCGAGGGAGGGAGGGAAGGAGAGCAGAGGGAGAGGGAAAUAGGCGAGGGAGGGAGGGAGAGGGGGCAUGGAGGGCUAAAGGAAAGGAGGGGCCUGGAGAGCCGCACAGAAGGCUCGCGGUCAGAAACUGCUGCUGGUGCAGGCGUCUUCCCCACUUCCUGGUCCGAACCAGGACCGGUUACCGUGGCUCGAAGAUCAGAGUCUGCUUCGGCGGCAGCAGCGUCAGGAAGAGCAACCGAAGCAGGUGCAGGCGCGGGAACAGGAGCAGGAGCAGCAGCAGGAACAAGACCAGGCCCAGCCGGUGCCUCAUUCUAUGCACCAACAGCCGCAGCGGCAGCCACGUUUGAGUCGAGUGCGAAAGCUUCUUCAGAGAUCUCCGUCCAUCAUCAUCAGCUCGCCGCCCGGUUUGGUCCGGUGAGGUACCACCAAGCCACGGCGCUGGUGCAGUGGUGCACUGAGCAUAACCCUGCCAGCAGGCCGGCUUGCAGUGAAGUGGAGCAGCUUGUAAAGGGGAUGGAGGGGAUGAGCGUGGUGGGUGAGUUGCAGCGCAGGGAGAUGAGCGGGAGGAGGAUGAGAGGGCGGCAGUGGGGCUUGCUGAGUCGAAUGCAGAGUCAAGAUCCUUGACUGUAACAAGUCUUGGGCAGAGUUCAUUACUGGAAUUGUAAGGAAAUUCUUUUUUCCUUACUGGGCUCGACUACAGCCCGUACGCCCUCGACUCUCGGAAGUCCAGGCUCGGCCAACUUCUUCGGUCCCGAACCAUUUUGCGAACCCAAACCUCGACGCGCAGGGCUUCCGUGGCUUUCGCCAACUGAAUCGCCCCAACCUGUUCGCGUGGUUCUCGGCUAGCUCUGUUCGUGCAUAUAAAUGCCUAGGCCCUCAUUUGUAUCGACACUCUUGAAUCACGACUCUUCUAUUACACUACUUGUUAUUACUCUGAUUAAUUCAUAAUAGC